AUGAUAAACGCUUUGAGACGAGAAUGUGACAAAGAUGAAGAGAAAGAGAACGAUCGACGGCCCUACUCGUUUCCCUAUCCACCCUAUGAGAUUCAGAUGAGGCUAAUGAACGAAAUUAAUGAGUGUAUUGAGAGAAAACAGGUAGGAAUCUUCGAAUCUCCGACGGGCACUGGGAAAUCGCUCUCCGUGCUAUGCUCGACGUUGACGUGGUUGGAGAAGAACGCGGAGAAAGAAAAACGAGAGUUGAAACGAAUCAUCGAUGAAACAAAGGAAAAAGGAGUGAAAGAAGAAAAAGCGGUUAACGAUUGGAUCGCGGAACACAAGAAGAAGUUGGCCAACAACAAAGAAGUGGAUGAGGCGAAAGAUCGUUUGGAGGUGCUGAGAUUGAUCGACGAGCGGCUGAAACAAGCGCGACAAUCGAAAGACGAGGAACAAACAUCGAGAAAACGAAAAGGAAAUUGGAAAGAAUCGACAAAAGAAGAUGCAGAUGCGGAUUUACUGCCAGAAAAGGAAGAAGAUGAAUGUGCUCCAGCAGAUGACUACGAUUCGGAUGAUGAUGCCUCGAAAUCGAAAAAGGAUGACGAUGAAGUGACAGCGUUAAAAGUGACAAAGAUCUUCUACGCAAGCCGCACUCACUCUCAAUUGGAACAACUCGUGCAAGAAGUGAAGAAAACAAGAUUUCAACCGCGUAUCGUCAUCGGCGCCUCUCGACAAACGCUAUGUGUGAAUGAAGAUGUGAGAAAAUUGACGUCGACAAGUUUAAUCAAUGAGAGAUGUCAAGAAUUGAGAAACAAUCACAAGGAAACCAGUCACAAGAGGAAACCGGGGGAAAAGAAGUCCUGUGGUGCGAAAACGUGUCAAUUCUACAAGUCGGACAACAUUGAGGAUGUGACAAAUGGGAUCUUAACUGGAUGUGAUACGAAUCCCUCGGCGGUGAUCGCGAAAGCAAAGCAACUGGAAGGAUGUGCGUAUUUUGGCUCGAGAAAAGCGAUUCCUCUUUGCGAGAUUGUUUUGCUACCAUAUCAGGUGAUCCUUCACGAAUUCACGCGCAACUCCUGGGAAGUUGACUUAAACGACAACAUUUUGGUGCUCGACGAGGCGCACAAUGUGCUCAACACGAUUACUUCUGUGAACAGUUCGGAACUCUCGGUGAAUGCGUUGACAUUAUCCCUUGAAUUGGUGCGAAGCUAUGUCGAUUUCUACAAGACGAGACUCAAGGCGAAGAAUUUGCUCUACAUGCGGAUGUUGCUUAUGCUUCUCUCACGUUUACAACUCUACUUCACCAAGUUGCCCGCCGAAUUUCAAGAAGUUUCGACGAUUCAAGGGUUCUUCAUCAAAGCAAAUCUCACCGAAGUGAAUGUGCACAAAUUGUCGACUUAUCUGAAGGGAUCGUUCAUUUGUCGGAAAUUACACGGAUAUAGCUUUAGACUUGCAAAUCGAAAACUCAAAGAGGAGACAACGCCAAAAACGACGGGAAUUCAACGGUUGCUAGCAAAACCGAAGAAUGAAACAAAUUUGAAAGUGGAAGAAUCGGCCGCGGCGGCUCCAUCAAAAUCAGCCCCAUCUUCUCUCCAAAUGGCCGCUUCAAUUUACGUGAUUCAGUCGUUUAUCGAUGCAUUGACGAACAAAUGCGAUGAUGCUCGAGUGAUCGUUGUGAAGACAAAAACUGAGUCGAAAUUCCGCUUCAUUCUGCUUAACCCCGGAUCAAAGUUGAUGGAUGUGCUCAAGCAACCGCGGGCCACGAUUCUCAUUGGUGGCACAAUGGAACCGUCAUCGUUUCUUGUGGAUUCUCUCGUCUCUUCUGGCCUCUCUCCAUCAUCAAUUCGUCGUUUUUCGUGCUCUCAUGUGAUCGACGACAAUCAAUUGGGAGUUCUGGCGAUCGAUAAGUGCACAGAUGGUCGACCUUUGCAAAUCACCUUCGAAACGCGCUCGGAUCCUCGUUUGAUACACUCGAUAGGGGAAAUGAUUGCACAAUUGAUAUCAAAAGUGCCAAAUGGUUGUGUGAUUUUCUUUCCCAGCUACGACUACUUGGACUUUUUCGUUGAGCAAUCAAGGAAGAACGGGAAUUUACAGAAAAUACAGAAGCUAAAGGACUUGUUCACCGAGAGCCGAGCCUCGUCGAAUGAUCUUUUGACGAGAUAUUCGGAGAAAGCUGUCCAGGAAAGAGGCGCCUUACUUUGUGCGGUGAUUGGUGGAAAACUCUCAGAAGGAAUAAACUUCUCGGACUCACUGGGACGAGCCGUUUUCAUCAUCGGCAUGCCCUAUCCGAACAAAAAUAGUCCCGAGUUGAAGGAACGAAUGAGGUUUGCCGAAUCACAGCGUGCCGGGAGUGCGAGUCGUCUCUACGAAUCGCUUUGUAUGCACUCGGUGAAUCAAGCUGUUGGCCGAGCGAUUCGCCAUCGACACGACUACGCGAUGAUCUUCUUUUUUGAUGCGAGAUAUUCAACGCAAAAUGUCUCCGCUCAAUUGUCUGCUUGGAUUGGGUCAAGGUUGACGAGAAAUGUGCCGAUUAGUGACGCUGUUGAGAAAACGAGGACAUUCUUUUUGGGCGGUGAAUGCGUUGUUUGUGGAGACAAAUCAAGUGGAAAGCAUUACGGGCAAAACUCGUGCGAAGGAUGCAAAUCGUUUUUCAAGAGAUCAAUCCGUCGAUCCCUCUCCUACACGUGUCGGGGUCAAAAGAAUUGCCCAGUUGACAUCAAUCACCGAAAUCAAUGCCAAUAUUGUCGAUUGAGGAAAUGCGUGCGGAUGGGGAUGAGAAAAGAAGAACGAGUCUCCUUGUUGACCUCGGUGCAACGAAGCUCCGUCCCAUCCAACGGAAAUCUAUUCAACAUUUUACCGCCAUUAUUCCCGGGUGCAGUGUCGAUUUUCACGGUGUUAAUGGGCAACAUGGUGCUUCUUGCUGAUACGACGAAAGCGUUUCCCAUCGAGACGAAUCAAGGCGUUUUUGUGGUCAUGGAUUACGCGUCAAUUCUCGGCACACUCAUCAACCUCUUCGGCCUCUACGUGAUCACUUUCCACACACCGAACAGUAUGAGAACCUAUGGCCAAGCACUGUGCGCAUAUCAAAUUCUCUCCUUGAUCACUGAUGCAUUGGUGGGAUCGGCGCUGGCGCCGUACUUCAUUUUCCCAGUGCCCGGCGGUCUUCCAAUGGGAUGGCUAUGGAAAUUCGGCGUUUCAACACAAUUGCAGAUUGCUCUUGGUUUCAUCUUCGGUGGCCACAUGGUUUCACUGAUCGCGACAAUGUUUUUGAUUCGACAUCAGACAAUCAUGCCUGAGGGACAUUUCAUGAAAAUCUCGUCACGAUUCGUCACUCCAAUCUACAUGAUUCUCCAAUUUUGGCCAUAUCUUCACAUGGGUGGCCUCUUCGUCUACAUUUUCUACAAUGAUGACGACCAAGCGACAAGAGCUUUUUAUCUAAAAACAUAUCCAAUAUUUGAACAAUUCAUCAAAAUCGAUCGUUUUUAUGCUUUCGCGCCGGGAAAGGCUAUUUCCCCAUUUGGUGUCUUUUUCAUCGCCGAACACGGUCUCCUUUCAACAAUCGUCACUUUGGCCCUCUAUCGACCAUACUAUGCCUAUGUUGAGCAAAUCGUUUGGGAUUUUCUCGCAAAAGUCUUGCCGUGUCUUUUUGAGCCUCGAGUCUUCUCGACAGCUGAAGCAACGACUAUCGUUGUGUUAUCAAAAGCGAGAGCGGGAAAGAUUCGACGAUUCUCGUUAGCAGCCCGUUUAGCCGUCACUGGUCACUCAAAUAUCACGAAUCUCUCAAGGAUUGCUAGCAGUCUUGGA
Messenger RNA from Mesorhabditis belari, 3783 nucleotides. NCBI's taxonomy places the organism in Eukaryota, Metazoa, Nematoda, Chromadorea, Rhabditida, Rhabditidae. The record is from the annotation of a GenBank genome assembly.